Messenger RNA from Durusdinium trenchii, 354 nucleotides. The record is from the annotation of a GenBank genome assembly. NCBI's taxonomy places the organism in Eukaryota, Dinophyceae, Suessiales, Symbiodiniaceae.
AUGAUGUUUCAUUGUGGACCUCCUUUUUGUGCUGCAGUUGCAGUGGAUUCUGAUGGGGAUUCAUCAAAGAGGAAAGCCGUGAAAACUGCGGUGAAAUUGCUGCCCCCACAUGUCGUCCAGGAGGAGUUGACUCAGCGUCUUGACGAUGCCGUAGAGAAGAUUGGCAUCAAGAUGAGCUGGGAGGAGGGCGACUUCGCCAUCAAUGAUAACUUGGGAAACUGUCAUUACGCCUCGCCUGGCACGCAGAACUCCAAGCACAAAGCAGGGCUGAGGAUUCUGCAUCGCACCACUGUGGCGGGUGAAGACAUACCUGCCAAGUUCGAUGGGCGAGCAUCGUUCCAGCUAGAUGUGUAA